AUGACCAAGAGGAACUGUCCUCCCGGCAGCAAAUGGGACAACGUUGUCACCACUUGCAUCCAAAAUCAAGACCUGAAAGAAACUAGACCUGAACCUGAAACAGAGCCAACCCCAGUUUUCCAUCAAAGAACAACAUCUCCUACUGCCUGGUCAGACCCAAUUUCUUUGAGUCCAGUUCUGUGGAUUGCUGUGGUGUUGACCACUCUAGGGUCCAUCGUGGCUUUGGCUCUCUGGUUUAUUUUAUACAGACGGCAACGCAGACUCAAUACAACCUCAGGCUACAAGUCCAUCUCCAAAGACCUCAAUGUUCCCGUGUCUACCGUGCCCAGUGUCAUUGAAGAAAUGGAGCCUGGACCGGAGCCUCCACAGAAAAUUGAGCCGCCUAAUAAAAGUCACUUGUCCGACCCGCAGAGAGCUUCAUCAGCUUCUUUUUACCAGCAAGGACCCCACGACAUCUCAAAAAGUCAAAAGGCAACAGGCAGAGGGGAAACAGACAGCACCGAGGAGCUUGGAGAGUUGCCAGUUUGCAAUGCGAUGAGAGAACACAGACUUCCACUUCCUGCCACAGAACUGGGUGGCACCGCCUUGGUAACAACCAAAACUGUAUAG
Nerophis lumbriciformis (worm pipefish) is the source of this 609-nucleotide messenger RNA. The record is from RefSeq and is a predicted model, not a curated record. Lineage: Eukaryota; Metazoa; Chordata; Actinopteri; Syngnathiformes; Syngnathidae.